AAAGCAGCAGCCUAUCGUUUAAAGAUAUCGACUGCUCCUACCACCUGUGCGAAAAAAGAUUCCAGUUAUCAUGACGCUCAAGACUGUGACGUGUUGGAAGGUGCCGUAAUCCAUUAUUGCACAAUUACGGAGAAAAGAAACAAGAACGGAGACUUUUUUUUCCGGAGAACAAGUUGCUCAAAUAAAAACUUUCCAGAAUAAUACAGAAAAAAAAACUUCAACUGAUAAUGAGGCAAUUAUAUUAUUAAACAGUUUAUAUUGUUAUGCAAUAACCGAAAAAUGCA
This is a messenger RNA of Parasteatoda tepidariorum (common house spider), 284 nucleotides long. NCBI's taxonomy places the organism in Eukaryota, Metazoa, Arthropoda, Arachnida, Araneae, Theridiidae. The record is from RefSeq and is a predicted model, not a curated record.